Messenger RNA from Cajanus cajan (pigeon pea), 1878 nucleotides. RefSeq lists its product as uncharacterized. The record is from RefSeq and is a predicted model, not a curated record. Gene Ontology annotation, cellular component: RNA polymerase III complex. Gene Ontology annotation, biological process: DNA-templated transcription. Lineage: Eukaryota; Viridiplantae; Streptophyta; Magnoliopsida; Fabales; Fabaceae. Gene Ontology annotation, molecular function: single-stranded DNA binding.
CAGAGCUAUAGAAAGCACAUAAAAUACAUGUAUCUCUUUAUGCUAAUUAUGAUGAUGAUGAUAGAAUAGAGACUAGUAGCGAACUCAAAAUCCCUAAGCCCCAUUCUUCCCGCGUCUUUCUCCUUCACAUUACUCUCUUCUCUUGGCUUCUUCGCCGUUUUCUCUCUGAAGAAAAUGGCUACACAGUACGGCAUCAAAUUCGCCGUUCACCUCAUCACCAAUCACUUCGGCACUCUCGUCGCUAAAGUAUGCGAAAACCUAUUUAAGCAUGGACCCCUCGCUUUGGACCAGUUGAUUCACUACACGGAGCUUACCAAGGAACAAGUCAAAAACUCCUUACUUGUCUUAGUUCAGCACAAUUGUGCCCAAGCAUUUGUUCCUGCACCUGAAGAUGAUGUAGGCAGAUUGAGAGUUAGAACUGAGUACAUGGCAUUGUUUGAUAACAUAAUCCACCGAUUGAGAUUUCCCAAAUUCUUGGAGAUUGUGUCGCGGAAGCUUGAUGAAGAGUGUGUGGAGCUUCUCGACGGAUUGCUUCGUGAUGGUAGGCUUACCCUGAAACAAAUGGUUGAUAGAGCAAGUCAAGGAAAAGAAAAUGCUGUGGCUACAAAUACUGUACGAGAGAUACUCUGUAAACUUUUGGCGGCACGAUUUGUUGAACGCUGCCCUGCUCCUGAGCCUGUUGUUUCUACCUCAUUUAAAGAAAGUACUACUAAGAAGCGGGGUGCUAAGUCUGCCAAGAUAUUUGAAGCACCAGAAACAUUAGAACAACGUGUUAUAGAAGCAGCAGUGCCUGGGGAUGGAAUCAGAUUUUCACUGACUCCAGAUACAGGAAGUAAUGUUGACGGAGAAACAAAUUCAGAUGAUGCCCAAAUGAGUGUUGAAGAAAAUGUUGAAGAGGAUCAAAUUCUUUGGCGUGCAAAUUUUGAGGAGUUUAUACGUCAUCUGAGGCAUAAGGUAUUGAUUGAGAAUGUAAGAACUCAGCAUGAUGAUGGAACUGCUACUGUCUUAAAUGCAGUAUUGGAGGCAACAAGAACUGGAGAGAGAAAAGUGAAAAUGGAUAAUUCAGUUCCCUUGUCUCUGGAUGCAAUUAUUACAGAGGUGAUGAAGACUGAUACUGGUCGAACUAUGACCAUAGAUCGUAUAAGAGCUUCUCUUGGCCAGUUGGGUUGUUCACAGAGGAUGAUUGUAGAUGAUUCAUAUAGUAUUGAUUUGAAGAAAAUUAUUGAAAGGGCUCGAAAUGAAGAGGUUGAUUCAAUUGUUUUGAAAAGAUAUGGAAGGGAUGCCUACAGAAUGUUCAGGCUACUGUCAAAGGAUGGUGAAUUUCGUGACACAGAUCAGAUAGCAGCGUCUACUCUGGUUGAGAAAAAGGAAGCUCCAAAGUUGCUAUACAAGUUAUGGGAUGACAACUACUUAUAUAUGGAGAAAAUACCUGUGUCGGGAGCCAAGAUACCAAAUACUUUUAUUUUGAUGUGGAAAGUUAAUAAACCUCUACUUUGGGAAUAUGUACUGGACGAAAUGUACCAUGCUGCCUUAAAUUUGAACCUAAGAAUGGCUUUUGAACAGGAAAAGGAUGAAGAGCUUUUAAAUGUUCCUAAAGACAAGCUUAAGGAGCCAGGACCACUGCAGAAGAAAUACAAAAGGCUGCAAAAUGUGUGGUUACUACUAGGAUCAUCAUUGAUGAAACUCGAUGAUGCUCUGAUGCUUUUCCAUGACUUUUGAAUAUAAAUUUUGGGACAGUUAUGAUUUUUUCAUUAUAGUAAUGACAAAUUUGAUAAGGAAUUCGAUCUAGUAGGAGUAUAAAUUUGAACUGAGCAUAACAUGAUUUGAUGUGCUAUUUGUAGGUUCUUUUUACUAAAUUAGUGUAAUUUGUUUUAAAAA